Messenger RNA from Culex pipiens pallens (northern house mosquito), 576 nucleotides. RefSeq names its product SNAPIN protein homolog (gene Snapin). The transcript has 2 exons. Lineage: Eukaryota; Metazoa; Arthropoda; Insecta; Diptera; Culicidae. The record is from RefSeq and is a predicted model, not a curated record. The coding region runs from base 105 to 458 and encodes 117 amino acids. Gene Ontology annotation, cellular component: synaptic vesicle; BLOC-1 complex; BORC complex. Gene Ontology annotation, biological process: synaptic vesicle exocytosis; regulation of synaptic vesicle exocytosis; lysosome localization. Gene Ontology annotation, molecular function: SNARE binding.
ACAAACUCUGUGUUGUUGACAUCAUCUCUAAUCGAUAAUUUCUGUUUUGCUUCGUGAAAGGCAUCAUCGCUUUAAACUAAAUUUAAAAAUCACAUUUGACAACGAUGAACGACGACCACUCGGAUAGUUCCGUCACGUCCAUCGGGGACGAGGACGAGGACCCCACGGACAACACGGAGAAUCUGUGCGAAAACCCCACCCGGGACAUCCUGACGGAGGGCUUCUUCCGGCUGUUCAAGCCCGUCAUCGACGACCUGGACAAUAACAUCAGGCGGGCCCGGUUGAGCCAGCUAGAAUUGCGCCAGCAGCUGGACGAGCUGUCGGUGGAGAUGAAGAACCUAAACUUUGAGAACGAUCCCCAGCUGCACGAGAAGUUCAAGCGAAUGGUGCACGUGAAGCAGAAGGUCGUCGUGAUUAUGAACAUUUUGCAGGGGGCGCAGGGCUUUCUUUCUCUUUAAGGAACGUCUAGUUACGCUGUGUCAACAGCAGGAACAACCUGGACCUACUAGUUAAUCCCUAAAUAAGAACGAGUUCUUUCACUGUUAGCCAUAUUAUAUUGUUUAAGUUAAUUUAACC